UGUGUGCAACACGGCAUUAUGUCCUCUAGUCCGCGGCCCCGCAGUUAGCGCGCUGCUCUUCUUAAGAUCUUGUUUUCCUGUGAAGAUCAAAGCGCCGCUCGCCUCUAGUUCAUCUCGGAUUAUUCAGACCUGCGGGAUUCAUUACGGAGCGGGACGCAGCCGGCUCGGACAAUGCUAAGCUAAGCUAGGCUAGGCUAGGCUAGUCCGGCUUCGCUUCAGCGGCUCCGCGACUGGAACGCAACAUCAUCAUCAUCAUUCUCCUCCUCCUCCUCAGUUCAGCGGCAUCUUCAUCACCUUCAUCCAGACUCGCCGCGCAACGCCGGGUAAUCAGCCUUGAGCACCAGCAGGAUGAAGACCUUCUCAAUCUCACACAAGACGGCGUUCGUGGUCGAUCACUGUCCCUACAUGGCCGAGUCCAGCAGGCAGCAGAUUGAAUGUGACAUGCUGACCAAGAGUCGAGGUCAGGGCGUGAUCCCUUUAGCUCCCGUCUCCAAAUCUCUCUGGACGUGCGCUGUGGAGUGCUCCAUGGAGUAUUUGCGUAUUCUCUAUGACAUCUACCCUGCAAGGAAACUCGUGAAUUACAUUGUUAGCGAUUCAGAAUUCCACAUCCUGAAUAGUUGGAGACAGGAGGACCAGAACAUUCAAGAGCUGAUGGGAGCGCUGGCAGCUGUAGGGCCUCCCAACCCGCGUGAGGAUCCAGAAUGCUGCAGCAUCUUGCACGGACUGGUGGCAGCAGUGGAGUCGCUCUGCAAGAUUACAGAAUACCAGCACGAGUCACGGACCACUCUGAUGGACAUGGCUGACCGAGUGGCCAACAGGGGGCGCAUCAUCUGUCUCACUAAUGCAAAAAGUGACACACACGUGCGGAUGCUGGAGGACUGUGUGCUGGAAACCAUUCAGGAGCAGAACAAGCUGGCUGCUGGAUCUGACAGACUUAUGCCCAUCCAGCAGUGUGAGCUGGUGCUCGUCCAUAUUUACCCACAAGGAGACGACACGCUGGUAUCAGACCGGCCGAAGAAGGAGAUCUCGUCUGUUCUGAGCAGUGAGGUGCACAGCGUACGCGCUGGGAGACACCUGGCCUCCAAACUCAACGUGCUGGUGCAGCAGCACUUUGACCUGGCCUCCACCACCAUCACCAACAUCCCAAUGAAGCCUACAUUAAAUGUCUGUGAGCAGGAGGAGCAACAUGCAAAUACCUCUGCUAACUACGAUGUGGAGCUUCUGCACCAUCGAGAUGCUCACAUGGAGUUCAUCAAGAGCGGUGAUCUACACAUGGCGGGCAGCACCAGCAAGGACAGUGGUCUAAAGGAGACGGUCACGCUGAAAUGGUGCACUCCACGCACUAACAGUGUAGAGUUGCAUUACUGCACCGGAGCGUUUCGGAUCUCUCCUGUGGACGUCAACAGCAGACCCUCCUCGUGCCUCACUAACUUCCUUCUGAACGGUCGUUCUGUACUUUUAGAGCAGCCCCGCAAAUCUGGGUCGAAGGUCAUCAGUCACAUGCUGAGUUGCCACGGUGGGGAGAUUUUUCUGCACAUGCUCAACAGCACCCGCUCCACGCUGGAGGAUCCGCCUUCCAUCAGUGAGGGCUGUGGGGGUCGCGUCACCGACUACCGCAUCACAGACUUCGGGGAGUUCAUGAGGGAGAACCGUCUCACUCCGUUUCCAGACAUGCCCGUAGAUGCUGCUGGUAGAGCGCCGUUUGAACGAGCCAAAGCCCAGCUGGAGCGCCACACGCGUUACUGGCCAAUGAUCAUUUCCCAAACUACCAUCUUCAACAUGCAGGCAGUGGUGCCUUUAGCAAACCUGAUAGUUAAAGAUAGUAUGACGGAGGAUGAUCUUCUGACGUGCCAGAAGACCGUGUACAAUCUAGUGGACAUGGAAAGGAAAAACGACCCUUUACCCAUUUCUACAGUGGGCUCCAGGGGCAAAGGACCUAAAAGGGAUGAGCAGUAUCGGAUCAUGUGGAACGAGCUGGAGACUCUGGUGAAAACUCACGUUGGAACCAGUGAGAGACACCAGCAAGUCCUGGAGUGCAUCAGCGCCUGCCGGAGCAAACCUCCCGAAGAGGAAGAAAGGAAAAAGCGAGGGAGAAAAAGGGAAGACAAAGAGGAUAAAACGGAGAAGAACGGUAAAGAGUCAGAGGAGAAAGGAUGGACUCCAGACUCUGAAAGACUGAAGGGGGCAAUAGAGCGAGAGAAAGAGGAACAGAGUGAAUCUGAGGUCAUCAAAGAUUCUCCUGACUCUCCAGAACCGUUCAAUAAGAAACCCCGGCUUGCCUCAGAGGAGAUUCUGUCCUUGGAGAAAUCAAAAGGCCCCGUCUCCCUGCUGAGCCUUUGGACCAGCAGAAUCACCCAAGCCAACUCCAGAAAGCACCAGGAGUUUGCUGGACGAGUCAAUUCUGUCAAUAACAAAGCAGAACUGUACCAACAUCUGAAGGACGAGAACGGGAUGGACGUACAUGAGAACGGGAAAGCUACCAGAUGAUGUGAUGGGCAGGACGUUCCCCUCUGUCUUCUGUAGGAUCAUUGAUUUCCUGAAGGGAUACGAUGAUGAUGAUGAUGUCACUUUGAAUAAAAUAUGCCAGGACAGUUGCCGUGUGGCAGGUGGAGCACGGCUGUCAGAGGAAGAGCUUUUUUAACUCACAAUUUUGUAUAAAGAAACUGAGAACAAUAAAAGGCCGACAGAGCCGAUGUGUGUUUA
Colossoma macropomum (tambaqui) is the source of this 2703-nucleotide messenger RNA. RefSeq names its product integrator complex subunit 13 (gene ints13). The transcript is spliced from 18 exons. Gene Ontology annotation, biological process: regulation of mitotic cell cycle; centrosome localization. The coding region runs from base 349 to 2487 and encodes 712 amino acids. Lineage: Eukaryota; Metazoa; Chordata; Actinopteri; Characiformes; Serrasalmidae. The record is from RefSeq and is a predicted model, not a curated record. Gene Ontology annotation, cellular component: integrator complex.